Messenger RNA from Pedinophyceae sp. YPF-701, 1065 nucleotides. The record is from the annotation of a GenBank genome assembly. NCBI's taxonomy places the organism in Eukaryota, Viridiplantae, Chlorophyta, Pedinophyceae.
AUGGGCAAGAUGCUGGUGCCCAACCAUGACCCGGAGCGUCUCUCCCGGGUCAUGGACGAGCGGUACAGGCUCAUUGGGGUCGACGUGAACGCCCUGGACGAGCAGGUCGCGGCGAAGAAGGCCCUGAAGGACCAGAAGGCGGAGUUGGAGGCGCAGGAGGCCCGGCAGGCCCAGGCGUGCGACGCGCUGCUUAUGAAGUUGCAAGUGGACGCGGAGAAGCGCCGCCGGGAGCUCGCGAAGGCCGACGGGGACUUCCGCGCGACGCAGAAGCCCGACACGCGCCGCGAGUGGGACCUCAACGACCCGAAGGCGCUGUGGUCGGACCGUCCCGCGCGGGAGGGCGACGACGACCCGCGCUGCGGCCCCGCGUCGCUGCAGAAGUUCGACGGCGAGGACCUGUCGCAGGCGAUGCGCGUGGCGGAGCAGCAGGCGCAGCUGCGCGAGUGGCUCGAGUCCCAGCGGACGGAGAAGCUGUCGGCGACGCAGGCGGCGGACCAGGACGCCGACGUGUGGGCGCAGCGCACGGCCGCGCAGGUCGCCGUCAUGGCGGCCGCGGAGCGGCGCGCGGCGGAGGAGAAGGCGCGGCAGGCGCAGACGACGCGCGACGAGAACCAGCGGCUCGCGGACGAGCGGCGGGCGCGCGAGGAGGCCGAGCGGCGCUUCGCGGCGGCAGCUGACGAGGCCGAGAUCGAGCGGAUGCUCGAGGACCCGUGGCUGAACGAGAAGGACCGGAUCGGCGUGGGGACGUUCAAGGGGAUGGACGAGCACGAGCGCGCGGUGAUUCGGGAGAUGCAGCGCCUGCAGGCGGAGGCCAAGGCGGCGCGGGCGAAGGAGGCGCGGGAGGCGGAGAUGGAGGAGGCGCGGCGGAUGGUGAUGCUGCGGAAGGAGCUGGCGCGGCAGGAGCUGGCCAAGGCGGAGCUGCUGCGGGAGCAGGCGGAGCAGGCGGCGGAGUUCUUGCAGACGCAGCGGGACGCGAAGCGGCAGACGGACGCGACGCUGCGCGACAUGUUCAAGAACGAGAUCCGGCCGGAGUUCUUCGAGCAGUUCGGGAAGAGCCACCGCUGA